Messenger RNA from Microplitis mediator, 1252 nucleotides. It is a transcript of the gene Smug, whose product is annotated as single-strand selective monofunctional uracil DNA glycosylase. The record is from RefSeq and is a predicted model, not a curated record. The transcript is spliced from 3 exons. Gene Ontology annotation, biological process: base-excision repair. Gene Ontology annotation, molecular function: single-strand selective uracil DNA N-glycosylase activity; oxidized pyrimidine nucleobase lesion DNA N-glycosylase activity. Lineage: Eukaryota; Metazoa; Arthropoda; Insecta; Hymenoptera; Braconidae. Bases 209 to 1246 code for a protein of 345 amino acids.
AAUUACAAUACUUGAUAAUAAAUAUAUGUAGUCCAUGUUUGUUGUCACUCCUAUCGGAUACCAAUAAACUGUCAUUUUUAUACUGGAUUUAUUUUUUUAAAUUUGAAAAUAAGUUGUACAUAUUUUUAAAUUAUUAAUUAGUGCGCUAAUUAUUUAAAUCUAGACUAGUUUCAUACUUAUCAUUUAUUUAUUUAAAAUUAUAAGUGAAAUGUAUGAGCCAGUAUCUGCAAAACGGUUCAAAAAUAAUAAUAAUAAUAAUACUAAUAAUAAUAAUAAUAAUAAUAAUAAUAAUAAUAAUAAUAAUAAUAAUAAUAAUAAUAAUAAUAAUAAUAAUAGUAAUCAAAUGCCAUUAGAUUUUAGUUUCAAAUCAUUAUCAACUUGUAAAGCAGAAUCAUUAGCAACUGAUCAAGCAACGGAAUGUUUGAAUUACGAUGACAAGCAAUCAGAAGAUGACGUCGUUGAUGACAACAAUUUUUUUGCUUCCGCGAACAUCGCAAAUAAAUUAUUAGCUCUAGAGUACGAAUUGACCAAGAGAAUUGAACUGAUAACUUUUGAUCCACCGGUCGAGUACGUCUACAGUCCCAUUGACUACGCGAUAUCUGUCCAUUCAAAUUUCCUGCAGAAAUACUGCCAGACAACUAAGAAAAUUCUGUUUCUUGCAAUGAAUCCCGGGCCCUGGGGAAUGUCGCAGACUGGGAUACCCUUUGGUGAAAUAAACGCGGUGGUAAAUUGGCUUAAACUUUCAGGUUUCAUUGAAAAACCUCUGAGAGAACAACCGAAUAGAAAAGUAACCGGGUUCGCUUGCCAUCGGAGUGAAAUAAGUGGCCGUAGAUUUUGGAAUUUAUUUAAAAGUAUCAGCGGUAGUCCGGAUAAUUUUUUUAAAUAUUCUUUCCUUCGUAAUUAUUGUCCCGUAGCUCUGAUGGAUUCUGCUGGUCGGAAUAUAUCUCCUGCAGAGCUGAAGGGCUCGAAGUUAAAAGAACUGAGAGAUACCUGCGAUUUAACUUUGCUGGCAGUCUUGAAGCUUUUGGAAGUCGAAAAAAUAGUCGGGAUUGGGAGAUUUGCUGAGCAGAGAGCAAAAAAUAUUGUAAAAACUGCUGGCUUGCCUAUCAGAAUUUUUUGGAUGCCGCACCCGAGUCCCAGGUCGACUGCCAACGAAAACUGGAGCGAGAAAGCCAUCAAGACAUUGAACGAACUAGAUUUACUCAAAUAUUUUGUUCAAUCAGACACUGAGAACCUGACGGACUGAAUUAUU